Messenger RNA from Puma concolor (puma), 3144 nucleotides. It is a transcript of the gene NPR2, whose product is annotated as natriuretic peptide receptor 2. Gene Ontology annotation, cellular component: plasma membrane. The record is from RefSeq and is a predicted model, not a curated record. Gene Ontology annotation, biological process: protein phosphorylation; intracellular signal transduction; cGMP biosynthetic process. Gene Ontology annotation, molecular function: guanylate cyclase activity; ATP binding; adenylate cyclase activity. NCBI's taxonomy places the organism in Eukaryota, Metazoa, Chordata, Mammalia, Carnivora, Felidae.
AUGGCACUGCCAUCACUCCUGCUGUUGGUGGCAGCCCUGGCAGGUGGGGUGCGUCCUCCGGGGGCGCGGAACCUGACUCUGGCGGUGGUGCUGCCAGAACACAACCUGAGCUAUGCCUGGGCCUGGCCACGGGUGGGUCCUGCUGUGGCACUAGCUGUGGAGGCGCUGGGCCGGGCACUGCCUGUGGACCUGAGGUUUGUCAGCUCGGAACUAGAUGGCGCCUGCUCUGAGUACCUGGCACCGCUGCGCGCUGUGGACCUCAAGCUGUACCACGACCCCGAUCUUCUGUUGGGUCCCGGUUGCGUGUACCCCGCUGCCUCUGUGGCCCGCUUUGCCUCACAUUGGCGCCUUCCCCUGCUGACUGCGGGUGCUGUGGCCUCUGGUUUUGCAGCUAAGAAUGAGCAUUAUCGUACUCUGGUGCGCACUGGCCCCUCUGCUCCCAAGCUGGGUGAGUUUGUAGUGACAUUACACGGGCACUUCAAUUGGACUGCCCGUGCUGCCUUGCUGUAUCUGGAUGCUCGCACAGAUGACCGGCCUCACUACUUCACCAUCGAGGGCGUCUUUGAGGCCCUGCAGGGCAGCAACCUCAGUGUGCAGCACCAGGUGUAUGCCCGUGAGCCAGGGGGCCCUGAGCAGGCCACCCACUUCAUCCGGGCCAACGGGCGCAUUGUGUAUAUCUGUGGCCCUCUGGAGAUGCUGCAUGAGAUCCUGCUCCAGGCCCAGAGGGAGAACCUGACCAAUGGGGAUUAUGUCUUCUUUUACCUGGACGUCUUUGGGGAGAGUCUUCGUGCAGGCCCCACACGCUCUACAGGCCGGCCCUGGCAGGACAAUCGCACCCGGGAACAGGCCCAGGCCCUCAGAGAGGCCUUUCAGACAGUAUUGGUGAUCACAUACCGAGAACCCCCAAAUCCUGAGUAUCAGGAAUUCCAGAAUCGUCUGCUGAUAAGAGCCCGGGAAGAUUUUGGUGUGGAGCUAGCCCCCUCCCUGAUGAACCUCAUUGCUGGCUGCUUCUACGAUGGGAUCCUGCUAUAUGCUGAAGUCCUGAACGAGACAAUACAGGAAGGAGGCACCCGUGAAGAUGGACUUCGAAUAGUGGAGAAGAUGCAGGGCCGAAGAUACCACGGUGUAACUGGACUGGUUGUUAUGGACAAGAACAAUGACCGAGAGACUGAUUUUGUCCUGUGGGCCAUGGGAGAUCUGGAUUCUGGGGACUUCCAGCCUGCAGCUCACUACUCAGGAGCCGAGAAGCAGAUUUGGUGGACAGGACGGCCUAUCCCCUGGGUGAAGGGGGCCCCCCCCUUGGACAAUCCCCCCUGUGCCUUUGACUUGGACGACCCAUCCUGUGAUAAAACUCCGCUUUCAACUCUGGCGAUUGUGGCACUGGGCACAGGAAUCACCUUCAUCAUGUUUGGUGUCUCCAGCUUCCUCAUUUUCCGAAAGCUGAUGCUGGAGAAGGAGCUGGCUAGCAUGUUGUGGCGCAUUCGCUGGGAAGAACUGCAAUUUGGCAAUUCAGAACGAUAUCAUAAAGGUGCAGGCAGUCGCCUCACACUGUCGCUGCGGGGAUCCAGUUACGGCUCGCUCAUGACAGCCCAUGGGAAAUACCAGAUCUUUGCCAACACCGGUCACUUCAAGGGAAAUGUUGUUGCCAUCAAACACGUGAAUAAGAAGCGCAUUGAGCUGACCCGGCAGGUUCUGUUUGAACUCAAACAUAUGAGAGAUGUUCAGUUCAACCAUCUCACUCGCUUCAUUGGUGCCUGCAUUGACCCUCCCAACAUUUGCAUUGUCACCGAGUAUUGUCCUCGUGGGAGUUUACAGGAUAUUCUGGAAAAUGACAGCAUCAACUUGGACUGGAUGUUUCGUUAUUCGCUCAUUAAUGACCUUGUUAAGGGCAUGGCCUUUCUCCAUAACAGCAUUAUUGCAUCCCACGGGAGUCUCAAGUCCUCCAACUGUGUGGUGGAUAGUCGUUUUGUGCUCAAAAUCACAGACUAUGGCCUGGCCAGCUUCCGAUCAACUGCUGAACCUGACGACAGCCACGCCCUCUAUGCCAAGAAGCUGUGGACUGCCCCAGAACUGCUUGGUGGGAACCCGUUGCCAACCACAGGCAUGCAGAAGGCUGAUGUCUAUAGCUUUGGGAUCAUCUUACAGGAGAUAGCACUUCGCAGUGGUCCUUUCUACUUGGAGGGCCUGGACCUCAGCCCCAAAGAGAUUGUCCAGAAGGUCCGAAAUGGUCAACGGCCAUAUUUCCGGCCGAGCAUUGACAGGACCCAACUGAAUGAAGAGUUGGUUUUGCUGAUGGAGCGAUGUUGGGCCCAAGAACCAGCUGAGCGGCCAGACUUUGGACAAAUUAAGGGGUUCAUUCGCCGCUUUAACAAGGAGGGCGGCACGAGCAUACUGGACAACCUGCUGUUGCGCAUGGAGCAGUAUGCCAAUAACCUGGAGAAGCUGGUGGAGGAGCGCACACAGGCCUAUCUGGAGGAGAAACGCAAGGCUGAGGCUCUGCUCUACCAAAUUCUACCCCAUUCAGUGGCAGAGCAGUUAAAACGGGGAGAGACUGUACAGGCUGAGGCCUUUGACAGUGUUACCAUCUACUUCAGUGACAUUGUUGGCUUCACAGCUUUGUCAGCAGAGAGCACCCCCAUGCAGGUGGUGACACUUCUUAAUGACCUGUAUACCUGCUUUGAUGCCAUAAUUGACAACUUUGACGUCUACAAGGUAGAAACGAUUGGAGAUGCCUACAUGGUGGUGUCUGGUCUCCCAGGCCGAAAUGGUCAACGUCAUGCCCCGGAAAUUGCUCGUAUGGCUCUAGCACUACUGGAUGCAGUUUCUUCCUUCCGCAUCCGCCACCGACCCCAUGACCAGCUGAGGCUACGCAUAGGGGUCCACACGGGGCCCGUCUGUGCUGGGGUUGUUGGCCUGAAGAUGCCCCGCUAUUGUCUCUUUGGAGACACGGUGAACACUGCCUCCCGAAUGGAGUCUAAUGGUCAAGCCCUGAAGAUCCAUGUCUCCUCUACCACCAAGGAUGCCCUGGAUGAGCUAGGAUGCUUCCAGCUAGAGCUUCGGGGGGAUGUGGAGAUGAAGGGAAAAGGAAAGAUGCGAACUUACUGGCUCCUAGGAGAGCGGAAAGGCCCUGCUGGGCUCCUGUAA